GGGUUCGCUGCCAUGUGUGACAGAGUGUGUAUGCGUCGUUGACUUGUUCUACUCUUCUUGCGCAUCUUCUAUAGGCAAUCAAGGAGCGUGAUCUCCAAUCGAGACACGACGUCAUCCUGUCGCUGCCGCUUUUGCAACUGAUCCACCCCGCCCCCGCGCAUCUUCACCGCAUCCUACCCUCAAGUACGCGCCUGGGUUGCAGUACCGAGCUGUUCUUCUAAGAUCUCCAGACUCUAGAAGCUAUUCAGUAUGGCCGAUGAGGAGGGCGCUUCCCCUCGCGAGGUGAUUCUCGAAGCAUGCCGCCGUGACAACACGUCUCUCCUCGAAGAGGCCCUGGCCGACCUAGCCAAAGAAGCGAAAGCAGCUGGAAAGAAGGAGAAGGAGCAUGUCGCGCAGACGCUGAACAAGGCCGCUGACGGCGUGGGCAACGGCUGUCUACACAUUGCCGCGACGUACGGAAGCUACGACAUCCUAGACAUCCUUCUCGAUCAAGAAGGCGUCGAAAUCGACAACAUCGACCGCAUGGAACACGACACCCCCCUCCACAAAGCUGUGCGCUACGUCAACUCGCUCAACAAGUCCGACUGGGAGUCCGCGGGCCACCCCAUUGUCGACAUCCUCCUCGACGCCGGCUGCGACCCCAGGAUACGGAACAAAGCCAAGCUGAAGCCGCUGGAGCUAGUCGACCCUAGGAAUACCGUGCUGAGAGCGGAACUGCAGAAAGCAGAGUAUGCAAUGAAUGCAGGUGGCGAUGUGGUUGCGGAUGACGACGAUGGGCCAACGGGGAGCGCGAGUGAUAGCGACUAGGUUGGAUAAGCUUCAAGAUAUGCAGAGGACAUAUGGUCGGCAUCCCAGCCAAAAUGUGGCUGCGGCAUCGGCAUUUGGCAUUCCGCUCCCGGGGGCAUGUAGACGCCUAGGGACGGGGCAGGUACUAUCUGGGUAUCUGGACAUGAAUUCGAGAACAACUCCCAAACCAUCAACGUCGAGCAGCGCUGCCCGUGUAGUUGUGGGCCUCUCACCCGUAGCCCCAUUGCACAUCGGCGU
Messenger RNA from Paraphaeosphaeria sporulosa, 1044 nucleotides. RefSeq names its product ankyrin repeat protein-like protein. Lineage: Eukaryota; Fungi; Ascomycota; Dothideomycetes; Pleosporales; Didymosphaeriaceae. Gene Ontology annotation, molecular function: RNA binding; protein binding; RNA nuclease activity. The transcript has 3 exons. The coding region runs from base 250 to 807 and encodes 185 amino acids. Gene Ontology annotation, biological process: RNA processing. The record is from RefSeq and is a predicted model, not a curated record.